Molecule: messenger RNA, 1488 nt
Organism: Amborella trichopoda
Lineage: Eukaryota; Viridiplantae; Streptophyta; Magnoliopsida; Amborellales; Amborellaceae
Product: diacylglycerol O-acyltransferase 2D
Biological process (GO): triglyceride biosynthetic process
Cellular component (GO): endoplasmic reticulum membrane
Molecular function (GO): diacylglycerol O-acyltransferase activity
Source: RefSeq, a predicted model, not a curated record
AUAUGUAAUUCUUCGUUUUAAUGUUGCAACCUUGUAUAAACUUUUCCCAAAAAGUGUAAAACACAAUUUUUCCCUCGGCUUUGUCUCCCUAAUUUUAAUCAAGCAUUCUUAUCCAUAAAUACUCUUAAAAGUCUCUUUAAUUCUCUUGGUCUUUUGGCCUUGAUCAAAUAUCUUUUUUUUUUCUACAAAACAGAUCCUAUUCCAAAAAUGGAAGAAUUUCAGAAAUGCGAUCAAAAGUCUGAAAAUUUGGAAUACACGGUCAUAAAAUCUAAGACGUAUUCUUCGUUCCAUACACUCAUAGCCAUUACCCUCUGGCUUGGAGCAUUACACCUUAAUCUCGUCAUUACGGCCUUAGUUUUCCUCUUCUUUCCACUCAAAUAUGCGGUCUUGUUAUUUAUGUUAAUGGUGCUGAACACUCUGAUUCCAGUUGAUGAUCAGAGUAAAUUUGGGGGUAGAGUGGCCAGAUAUAUUGGAAAGUAUGGGCCUGGGUACUUUCCUACUACUGUUCUCAUUGAGGAUAUACAAUCUUUUGAUCCAAACCAAGCAUAUGUGCUUGCUGCAGAACCACAUUCAAUUUUUCCAAUUGGUUGUCUCUCCUUAUUGAAUAUUACAGGCUUGAUGCCACUCUCUAAGACCAAGGGUCUUGCAAGUAAUGCUACAUUCUAUCCACCCCUUUUACGGCAAGUAGGGACCUGGACUGGACUUGUUCCUGCCACAAAAAAGAACUUCGUUAAAUACUUGGAAGCUGGUUAUAGUUGUAUUGUUAUUCCAGGUGGCGUUCAAGAAAUAUUUUAUAUGGAGCACGGUUCUGAGGUUGCUUACCUUAAGAAAAGGCAGGGAUUUGUUCGCAUUGCUAUAGAGACAGGACGGCCUUUAGUCCCUAUCUUUUGCUUUGGUCAGACGAAUGUUUAUAACUGGUGGAAACCAAAGGGAGAUCUAUAUACACGCAUAGCUAGAGCAAUCCGAUUUGCCCCCUUGUUGUACUGGGGAAUGUUUGGAACGCAUAUUCCAUACCGCCGGCCGAUGCAUGUCAUAGUCGGGAGGCCAAUUGAGCUGAAGAGAAACCCGAACCCCUCUAAAGAAGAAGUUGCUGAAGUUCACGCCCUCUUUGUCUCGAAACUUGAACAACUAUGCCAAAGACACAAGGCAGCAGCUGGACAUGCUGAUAUUCAAUUAAGAGUUAUUUGACAUGCCUGGUCUAACAAGGGUGAUGACUUUAAGCUUUCCCUUAACCCAUCCCAUGCCGGGGUAAAAGGGCAUGUUCGGUAGGCGGCGAACGUAAAAUUUUGCCAAAAAAACAUCAUGAGUUAUUUGACAUGCCUUUUUGCUGACUAAUAUUUUUUCAAUAGUUAAAAUCGCUCAUAAUGUAGAUCUGAAUAACUUAUAUGUAAUGUUUUGCAUGGAGUAUUUGGUGGGUUGGCCGAAUAGUGAGUCCACCCUACUUUUUGAGACCCAUUCCCACCCUUCGGUCCAUGAAUUUGGAGCUUU